Triticum aestivum (bread wheat) is the source of this 3444-nucleotide messenger RNA. RefSeq names its product G-type lectin S-receptor-like serine/threonine-protein kinase B120. The record is from RefSeq and is a predicted model, not a curated record. The transcript has 7 exons. NCBI's taxonomy places the organism in Eukaryota, Viridiplantae, Streptophyta, Magnoliopsida, Poales, Poaceae. Gene Ontology annotation, cellular component: plasma membrane. Gene Ontology annotation, biological process: recognition of pollen; protein phosphorylation. The coding region runs from base 603 to 3242 and encodes 879 amino acids. Gene Ontology annotation, molecular function: protein serine/threonine kinase activity; ATP binding.
AUCCCAAUAGAAAAGCAACAAAUCCCUCGAAAAGAAAAAUCCGGACCAGCAGCUGCCACCCCAAAUCCAUUCGGCUCGAUCCGCUCAUCGAACUCCUCGACCAAAUCCGGGCGCGAAUGGGGGAGCUACGGCGUCGUUCCGAUUCCAGUCCACCGGCGGAGGCGCCGGGGUUGGUACGCGUGGGAUGCGGGAGCCGAGAGCAGCCGUCCCGGCCAGGCGGCUCUAACUGGCGGCGUCGCUCGACCAAUCCGACGGCGCCGGCGAGCCGUUCAUGGCGGCGGUCCAGGAGGACGACGCGACGGCCGUGGGGCGGCAGUACGCUGCGAAGAGCAGCGAGCCGCCGUAGACGGUAGCAGCUGCACGGCCUUUUGGAUUUGGAUUCGGUCUCGGUGCUUGCGGUGUGUGUUCGUGGCGACGCAUGGCUGCUGUUCUGAUAAAACAAACAAAGUUGAGUUUUUUCUCGUUCCAUUUCCAUUAUCAGCGUAUUCUGAUUUCGUUACCAUUUGCUUGGCAUUAUCUGAACCAAACAUCUCCUCGUGGUCCACGGCAAGCGUCCUUACAGUUACAGAGCGAGGUUUCCCCUGUCGCACUCUCCAAUCUGAAUGCCCGGCAGCCAUUUUUCUUUGCGCGUGAAGCGACCUUUGGAGACUUUGGAGUCAGGUCUCCUGCUUUCUUGGCCGACAAUAUUACUACUCCGUUGUAGCUAUGCGAUGGUUGUCCAGUUUCUAGUUUACCUUCCAAUUCCAUUUCUGCAGCCCAACUGGUCUGAAGAAGCACACACCCCUCAAUUAGUCUCUUGCUGGAAGAUGAGGAAGAUGGCCUUUAGGGGCACUUCUUGUAUUCCAAUUUUGAUCCUCCCAUUCCUGAGUUCACUCUGCCAAUCCGAUGACCAGCUCACACAUGCAAAGCCGCUCUCCGCCAGCGACAUGCUCGUCUCCAAGGGCGGGGACUUUGCGCUCGGCUUCUUCUCCCCGAACAGCUCCAACACAAGCUUGUACCUUGGCAUAUGGUACAACAGCAUCCCUGGUCGCACCGUUGUAUGGACCGCCAACCGCGACGAUCCAAUCGCCGCAACUUCAUCUCCGAUGCUCGCCAUCACCAACAACUCCGACCUGGUGUUGUCUGACUCCCAAGGUCACACUCCUUGGGUGGUGAAGAGCGGCAUCACGGGCGUGGGAGUUACUGCGGUGCUGCGUUCGUCGGGGAACUUUGUCCUCAUGUCUCCAAAUGGCACAUCCAUAUGGCAGAGUUUUGAUUACCCGACAGACACCAUUCUCCCCGGUAUGAGGAUCUACCUGAGCAAGAGGGCUCAUGUUGUCAGACGCCUAAUUGCUUGGAAUGGGCCCAUUGACCCAUCCACUGGAGAUUUUUCUUUGGGCCUUGACCCCAAAUCGAACCUUCAGUUCGUCAUUUGGCAGGGGACCAUGCCCUACUGCCGCCUCAAUAUGCUAAAUAAUGAGUCGGUCGGCAGUGGCAUAUACCAGAACACAAUCUUCACCGAAGUUGUUACUGAAACAGGGGAUGGGUUCUACUAUAAAUUCCUCGUCUAUGAGGGCUCACCGUAUUCACGUGUUAUGCUCGACUACAUGGGCGUGUUCAGGUUUCUUAUCUGGAAUAACCGCUCAUCUUGGGCGACCGUCACCGAGCACCCCGCUAGCAGCUGUGACCUCUAUGCUUCAUGUGGCCCAUUCGGCUAUUGCGACAGCAUGGGGACUGUCGCAACAUGCCGUUGUCUCGAUGGGUUUGAACCCGCUGGUGUUAACUUUUCGAGCGGAUGUAGAAGAACCAAGGCACUGAAAUGCGGCAAGCCAAGUCAUUUCGUGCCCUUGCCUAGGAUGAAGGCCCCUGACAAGUUUUUACAUGUCCUCAACAGAAGCUUUGACGAAUGCACGACCGACUGCAGCAACAAUUGCUCAUGUACAGCUUACGCCUACACAAACUUGAGCAGUAACGGCGCUACGGCCGACCAGUCAAGGUGCUUGCUUUGGACAGGGGAGCUUGUCGACACAGGGAAGUAUAGCAACUAUGACGACAAUCUGUAUCUUCGGCUUGCCAACUUUCCUGUUCGAAAUAAUAGCAAAUUGGUAAAAAUUGUAGUCCCAACCAUGGCUUGCGUGUUGAUACUCGCAUGCCUCUUUGUCGGGAUAUUCAAAUACAGAGCAAGCAAACCAAAGAAGUAUGGAAUCCACAAUGGAGCAAUGCUAGGUUACCUUAGCUCGUCUAAUGAGAUUGGAGGUGAACAUGUGGACUUCCCUUUUGUUAGCUUUGAAGAUAUUUCCACUGCAACCGAUAAUUUCUCUGACUCUAAACAAAUCGGAAGUGGAGGUUUCGGCAAAGUUUACAAGGGAAUCCUUCAAGGGGACAAUGAAGUUGCUAUCAAAAGACUUAGUAAGGGUUCUGGGCAAGGGAUACAGGAGUUCAGAAAUGAGAUAAUUCUGAUUGCCAAAUUGCAGCACAAAAACCUUGUUAGACUUCUUGGUUGCUGUAUUUUUGGGGAUGAGAGAUUACUUAUAUAUGAAUAUUUACCAAACAAAAGCUUGGACGCCUUCCUUUUUGAUGAUACAAGACAAUAUGUGCUUGAUUGGCCUACACGCUUCCAAAUAAUUAAAGGGGUGGCUAGAGGUCUUCUUUACCUCCAUCAAGAUUCAAGAUUAACUAUAAUUCACAGAGAUCUCAAACCAAGCAACAUCUUGUUGGAUUCCGAAAUGACUCCCAAAAUAUCAGAUUUCGGUAUGGCAAGGAUCUUUGGUGGAAACAAACAAGAAGCAAAAACUACCCGGGUUGUUGGGACAUACAGUGGUUACAUGUCGCCUGAAUAUGUUAUGGGAGGCGCCUUUUCUGUAAAAUCCGACACGUAUAGCUUUGGUGUUCUUCUCUUGGAGAUUGUAAGUGGCUUGAAGAUCACCUCACCGCAACUGGUAGAGAACUUUGUCAGCCUAACAACUUAUGCAUGGAGACUAUGGGCAGAUGGAAAAGCAAGAGAACUGGUGCACUCUUCAUUUGUUGAGGAUUGUUCACUAAAUGAAGUUGUACGGUGUAUUCAAGUCUGUCUCUUGUGUGUUCAAGACCGUCCGGAUGAUAGGCCACUCAUGUCAUCGGUAACUUUUAUGCUGGAGAAUGAAAGUGCGUCGCUUCCAGCACCAAAGCAGCCAGCAUAUCUUGGUCUACAGAAUUUCGAAAGUGAAGAAUCAAGGGAGAACUCUAUGAAUACAGUGAGUAUCACAGCAGUCGAGGGGCGUUGAGCGUUAUAUAUGCAAAUUUCAGUAUCUGAAGCCAUAUACUUUAUGAUUUACAGAUAUUUGAAAUACGAUUUCUUCGGUAGGUCAUUGUGUUGCACACAGAAUGGCUGUGAAUUGAGAAUUCAUCCAGAAUGUUCUAUUUCGAACAAAUGUAUUUCUUUUCUUGCUCUGUACGCUGUUGGCAUUAUCUACAAUGUCUUGUUCA